Austrofundulus limnaeus is the source of this 791-nucleotide messenger RNA. Its product is annotated as amine oxidase [flavin-containing]. Gene Ontology annotation, molecular function: primary methylamine oxidase activity; flavin adenine dinucleotide binding. The record is from RefSeq and is a predicted model, not a curated record. Gene Ontology annotation, cellular component: mitochondrion. Lineage: Eukaryota; Metazoa; Chordata; Actinopteri; Cyprinodontiformes; Rivulidae.
GUCUUGUUUGCAAUGGGUAAAAUCUACCAGAGUCAGAUCAACCAGCCGGAGCCAGAGAAUGAUGAAAUCCAGGCACGCCCAUUUGUCACCACCUUCUGGGAGAGGAACUUACCUUCAGUCGGUGGUCUGCUGAAGUUCCUGGGGGUCUCCACCGUUGUGUCUGCUGUUGCUGCAGCGGGCCUGUUGGCCUACAAGAAGGGUCUCCUCCCUCAACGGAGCUAAACCAUGUUGUUGAUCCACCUCUCAACAAGACACAAGUCAACACAAAUUGUACUCAUGCACUUCUUUAUGUCUCAAGUGAACUACAUAAGUUGUUUGUUUUAUUUUAAACAGCUGCUUUGUAAAAGACUGUUGAACUUGUGCAACAACAGUGACGCACUUUUAAUGUCUGUAGUGUGUUCACAGAGUGACGAGCUGCUUUGAGUUUAUGAAACGUUUGUUGAGAGGAACGAAAAAAAACACAUUUUCAGCUUUUAAUCAAAAAGUCAGAUUGUGAAACCACUGAAGGAAAAAAUGUUUCUAAGACUAAAAAUUGUAAAUCUCUAUAUGUUGCCAAUAACAUUCACUUUAAAUUCAUUUUUCUUUCGAAGUCGUCGUACUUUUGUGUGAGCUUUAUUUGUAUGCAGGUGGACACACUGUGAUGAGCAUGUACAUGUGAGUGUGUCGUUGUUUGUGAAUGUGUGUGUGUCGCCUCUGCUGAUUUUAGGUGCUGAUUUAAACUGGCCAAGCAGCUGUAGCUGUUUGAUGUGUUGUUUUCCUUCACAAAAUUACAGAGGUAUGGUUAAGGAUAA